CUUUGUGCGAUGACGACGCUCACAAGCGGUUGCCUGAGAAGGAUUGAAAAACCCUUGGCAGAAGGAGCCGAACCAUUGGCAAUGGAUAAGACCACUUGAAUUCUUCGUGGAUAUGUGCUCAUGUUAUAUAUAUUGCUUACAGAAAAUUUAUUGCGAUGUUACCAAAUCGGAUUACGGUCACUGUGCUGAGUGUUUAUUCAAUAGUUUUUCUUCACGAUCAUUCAAUGAAUAUCGUGCAAGUAUAAAAGAAUUCCAUGUUGAAUGAACGAAAAACAGACAACAGAAGCUGAGGUUGUAAAAAAUCUCAGCUAAAAACCCUUCGGUAAAUAGUACUUUUGGAAAAUUCAUCUAUAGAUCUUUGAAAUGCCUGAAACAAGCAACCACAAUAAGGAUGCAGUGGAAUAAUUUGGUGCAUAAAUGAAUGUAUGUGGAAUAAUCUGGAUUUCGGUGGUGUGGAAAAAGGAUAAAAAUGUAAAGUGAAUUGAAAAGUGAAUUGCUUCUUAUUUUAAACAAUGUGCUAUUUGUUUGCGCCACACACCCUGGGAAUUAUUAUUGUCUAUGGAUUACUCUUCAUCACAUCAAAUUGCAAAGCCGGAAGAAUUUUUGACGUUGAGAACAUCCCUGUGCAGAAAUAUAUUGUUCAAGCUGGAAAAAGUCAAACCAUCCCGUGUCCUGGAGUAAAUGAACUGUCUCUCGUCGACACAUUGACGUGGAAAACAAAUAAAAUAAUUGCACAGUAUGCAAAUGGAAUUCCUUUAGUUCAUGAUCAAAGGAUAUCUCUGUUGCCUGGGAACUUCAGUUUGCAUUUCCACCCGUCCGUUGCAGCUGACACAGCCGAAUACACUUGCCUCGUCAACGAAAGACAUACCCCAGAAUCCAUAGUCGAUUUAAUAGUUCAGGAUGUGCCAAAGAGACCAGGAAGACCGUUAAUAACGAGUUUUACUUCAAGAGCUGUAAAUUUGUCGUGGCCGUAUGCUCAAGAUCCCAGAAAUGCUCCAGUAUCGCACUUCAUCAUUGAAACAAGGUCCGGUGAGGAUGGGCCAUGGGAUCAAAAUCCACAGAUUUAUACACGUAAUAAUGCCACCACGUAUGAGGUGACAGGAUUGCUGCCCUUUACUGUCUACAGUUUCAGAACAAUUGCCGUUAAUCAGUUGGGUGAAAGCCCACCGUCCAAAGAGUCAUAUUACAUCGUUACCCUUAGGGAAGUUCCGACUGGAAAACCUGUUGCUACAAUAGCCCACAAUACAUCAGCCACUUCAAUAUACAUUUCCUGGAAACCUCCGCCAGCCGACACAAUUUUGGGUGAAUUUUUAGGAUAUAGAAUUACAUAUCGCCCUCGCGAUAAAAAUACAGACGAUGUCAAGGAAAUAUACAUCCGGGACAGCAGUGUAGAGAGUCAUGAAAUUCAUGACUUGGAAACGUACACACAAUAUCUAGUCUCCAUACAAGUUUUUAAUCCUGAAGGUCCUGGACCAGCGACAACAGUACUCGUAAUGACGGAUGAAGGAGUUCCAAGCAAACCACUCAAUUUGACGGUGCUGGAGGUCACUUCGACAACGAUAAAAUUAUCCUGGCGUAUACCGGAACACACAAAUGGCGCCAUUACGGGCUAUCAAGUAUACUAUGAGCACUCCAAUCAGACAUUCUCAGGUCCAAUCUUGAGGGUGGACUCUUCCUCCAGUUCCUACAUUCAAUACGUUCUGCCCAAUUUGAAACCGUUCACAGAGUAUAAAAUAUACGUUCAGGCUUUGACAUGGAAACAUAUAGGAAAUAGAUCGGAUAUUGUGACGCAAAGAACGGAUAUUAGUGGACCCAGUCCUCCGGAAGUUGUGAAUCUCACGUGUCUGGCGCAAGACGUGAUAUUUCUUCAUUGGAAACGACCACUGGAAUACCAUCAUACAAUUGAUUGGUACAUCAUUAGCUACAGGGCAUUGGAUGAACCUGAUUUUCAGGAGUUUUCCAUCAAUUCAACAGCACACAUAACUGAAUCAUCGAUGAAGCUGCCAAAUUUACCCACAAAUACAGUUUAUGAGAUUAAAGUUCGAGCUGCCUCUGUGAGUGCAAUUAAUCCCAGAAAUAUCAUUCCAGGAGCAUAUUCAGAUCCAAAAAGAAUUCACCUACAACCAGGCUGCGAAAAGAUGCAACCACUUCCGAGACAAGUCAAUAACAAUUACAAUUUUGUUAUCACAAUUGUAAUAGUUUUCUGUUGCUUUAUUUUCUUUUUGAGUGUUUUGGCGCUGGUGCUUUGGAGAAACAUUCGUUUUAGAAAAUGCUUUCAUGCCGCAUACUACUAUCUGGAUGAUCCUCCAUGCCAGGGACAGACGGCACUGCUAAUCGACUGGGAGGCGCCAGUUGAGGUGGGAGGUGAGGUGAGAACUGUGGUUCCAGUGAAUGAGUUUUCCAAGCAUGUGGCAGAAUUGCACGCAGACGGUGAUAUAGGAUUCAGCAAAGAGUACGAGUCAAUUCAAAAUGAAUCGAUAAUGGACGAGUUUCCGUCUGAACAUUCACAGCAUCCGGAGAAUAAAGGGAAAAAUCGCUACUUAAAUAUUAUUGCCUAUGACCACAGUAGGGUACAUUUGCACCCAACUCCAGGACAAAAGAAGUCAAUCGAUUAUAUCAAUGCGAACUUUAUAGACGGCUACCACAAAUCAAGGGCUUUCAUUGGCACCCAGGGCCCAUUGCCUGGUACAUUCGAUUGCUUCUGGCGAAUGAUAUGGGAACAAAGAGUAGCUAUUAUAGUUAUGAUAACAAAUUUAGUGGAGCGUGGUAGACGCAAAUGUGAUAUGUAUUGGCCAAAGGAUGGAACGGAAACAUAUGGCGUGAUACAAGUGAAGUUACUCCAAGAGGACGUAAUGGCAACGUACACCGUUAGAACCUUUCAAAUUAAACACCUAAAACAGUUGAAGAGAAAAAAGCAGGGAUCCAUUGAGAAAAUUGUCUAUCAGUAUCACUAUACAAAUUGGCCAGAUCAUGGUACACCCGAUCAUCCCUUACCAGUGUUAAAUUUCGUGAAAAAGUCUUCAGCUGCAAAUCCACAAGAUGCUGGCCCCAUUGUUGUGCACUGCAGUGCUGGUGUGGGAAGAACUGGCACCUAUAUUGUGCUCGAUGCUAUGCUACGACAAAUUGAACACAAAGGAGUCCUCAAUGUGUUUAGUUUCUUGCGACAUAUACGUGGACAGAGAAAUUUUCUAGUGCAGACAGAGGAACAGUACAUUUUCAUUCAUGAUGCACUCGUGGAAGCCAUUGCAAGUGGAGAAACAAACAUCAAACCAGACCAACUAAUAGAGCAACUCAAUGAUUAUAAUUUUCAAGCAUCACAAUUUAAGUUAAUAACAUCCUUUCAACCAAAAGAUGUGAAUAUUGCAUCCGCUGUAAAAGCAGCCAAUUCAGGAAAGAAUAGAAGUGGAUUGCUACCGUUAGAGGGUAGUCGUGUGCAUUUGACACCAAAACCAGGAAUUGAUGGAAGUGACUAUAUUAAUGCUACAUGGUUCCAUGGAUUUCGUAGAUUACGUGACUUCAUCGUAACACAGCAUCCUCUGACAACGACCAUCCAGGACUUCUGGCAAAUGAUUUGGGAUCACAACGCACAAACGAUAGUAUUACUUUCAUCAAUAGACGAUACAAAUUUCCCACAGUUUUGGCCGAAUGAAAAUGAUUCAAUUGAAACUGAUAGUUAUCGUAUAAAAUAUCUAACUGAACACAAUUGCCACGAUUAUAUUAACCGUGAAUUUGUGAUGCAAUCUAUACAAGAUGAUUAUGAGCUCAACACCAAAAUGCUUCACUGUCCCACUUGGCCGGACCUAAUGACUCCUGCUGGAAUUUUCGAUUUUAUAGUGAAAGUACAUGAGAGAGGCUCAGAAUAUCGAAAUGGACCGAUUGUUGUUGUAGAUAGAUAUGGUGGAGCUCAGGCUGCUAUAUUUUGUAUUGUAACCUCUUUGGCUAUGCAGUUGGAAUAUGAUGCAACAGCAAAUAUCUAUACCUAUGCAAAAUUAUACCACAACAAGAGGCCAGGGAUUUGGACCACGGCGGAGGAAGUCAAACAAAUCUAUAGGAUAUUGACAUAUCUGCCGAGUGAUUUGCAAUUACUGAAAUGCACAGCAUUGAGGACGGAAUUUGAGGAGGUGACAACGGCCACUCCGGAUUUGUACAGUAAAAUAUGUAGUAAUGGAAAUAUAAGCUCAGCACUACACACAUCCAAUUCCUUGACAAACACCAAUGUCACAUCUGUUCCAGCAUCAAAUGGUAAUGUUACAAAGCCCGAAAUUAUUGAGGAUUCGGAAGAGAUGAUCGUACAAACUAAUGAUGAAGACAAAACUGAUGUUUAAAAUGCAUUGGUCAGCUAUUAAACAUGUCCGAGUUAUUAUCCUUACAUGAAUUACAGCACAUUUCCAUUGAAAGAACAAGGGUACGUACAAUUUUUUUUUGUUUUGAAAAUAUGUUUUCGAAAUUACGAAUGUGAGACAACCAGAACUAGAUCUCACACUCUUUUACUGAAUUAUCAAAUACAUGUUUACAAAAUAAACUCGAUUGUGUGUUGCUCAUAAAUACAAGUGAAAAAAAAGAAGGUAAAAAAUAACUGACUUUAAGGUUGAUUGCAUAUUACACUAUUGUAAUACAACAAAAAAAAUAUGAAUGUAAUUUAGAUGAUGAAGAAGUAUAUAGUUAAAAAAUACUCUACUUCGCAAGACUGGAUUUUAUACAUUUUUUAUAUUAAAAAAAAAAUUGAUUUGUCGAAUUAUCACAGUUUUCAGUGUUAAUUUAAAAGAAAAAAAUCAACUGCACAAUUUAACAUUCACAACAUCACAUUUUUCAUGUUUUUCACAAAAACGGCAUCAAAAAAUAUUAAAAAUUCCUAACAAUUUGUAUCUUUUUUAAUGAAGAAAAAAGUAGGAUUUCAGCAUAGUCACUAAUUUAAGAGGGUUUUGUUAAGAAAUUCUUUUCAAAACAAUUUUUCUGCAAUUUUUUUUACAUGGCUUUUUAUAAUCACAUGAAAAUAGAAUCAAAAAUAUAAAAACUGUGAUAAUUUGAUCCUUCCCAGUAAAUAUAUUAAGAAAUAUUGAAAAGAUAAGGAAAACAUUAUUAGACAACAAAUAAAAUAUUUUUCUUUUAUUGUAUGUAAUAUAUAAAUAUAAGAUAAAUGUGAUUAUACAUAAAUACUUAGCAUUAGGUAUAAUAAGCGUAAAGUAUAUUUUUAAUUUAUUUAAGUGAAAAUUAUGUAAAUUGGAAAAAAAACAGAUUAAGAGAGGUUUGUAGGAAUCCAAAGUAAUUGUAACUAUGUAGAACGAAAUAAUAGUGUAUUGAAAUUUUGAAAUAUUAGGUGGGAUGAACAAUUUUAAUGCAUAAAAUUGUUGUUAAAAUCGUUAAUUAUGAUGAAAUCUAGUGAACGCAACAUUUGUAGCAGUAGAUUGAAAUAUAAAAUAGAUUUAAACAUAA
Messenger RNA from Phlebotomus papatasi, 5433 nucleotides. It is a transcript of the gene Ptp99A, whose product is annotated as tyrosine-protein phosphatase 99A. Gene Ontology annotation, molecular function: protein tyrosine phosphatase activity; protein binding. The transcript is spliced from 17 exons. Gene Ontology annotation, biological process: protein dephosphorylation. The coding region runs from base 513 to 4325 and encodes 1270 amino acids. Lineage: Eukaryota; Metazoa; Arthropoda; Insecta; Diptera; Psychodidae. The record is from RefSeq and is a predicted model, not a curated record.